Molecule: messenger RNA, 567 nt
Organism: Torulaspora globosa
Lineage: Eukaryota; Fungi; Ascomycota; Saccharomycetes; Saccharomycetales; Saccharomycetaceae
Exons: 1
Coding region: 1-567 (188 amino acids)
Source: RefSeq, a predicted model, not a curated record
AUGAUCAGUAUCAAUAACUGCCUGCUGCUUCAUAGUUUAAAGCAUUGUCCAAGUUUAGCCGCCGUCCGCCAAACAAUGAAAUCGUGUCUACCAAAAGCGCCCACGAUCCUCAAGACUAGACUAUCCAAGCGUAGGAACAUUGUCGUCGAUUUGAACUUUUCCCAUACAUUUAUGGGAGGAACGCCUAUUCGUGGCAGCUCAAGAGGUGAAAUUCCCCUACGCGGAUUACAUUACAGAGCAGGGAACUGCAGAUCGCCUGCAAUACAUGUAGCAGAAGGGUCCUUCACGGAGGUUUUCAUCCCACCUUGCAAAGGUGGAGCCGGUAUCGAGAACAUCGAUUUCGGCGGUGAUUGUGAGAAUCUUUUGAAACGAACCAUAAUGCUAAUCACAAGACAAUGUGGAUUCGAUGAGCAAGCAAUGGGACUCUCACUGGCGGAAACUCACAACUUAGAAGAGCUGAUUCAUUACUGUAAGACUCAUAGUCGGUCCUUCCACAGACCACGUGAUACAAAGGCUGAAUGCGAACCAGCCAGCGAUUUCCCACGUGGUAACGGCUGUUCAAUAUAA